This is a messenger RNA of Linum tenue, 840 nucleotides long. The record is from the annotation of a GenBank genome assembly. NCBI's taxonomy places the organism in Eukaryota, Viridiplantae, Streptophyta, Magnoliopsida, Malpighiales, Linaceae.
UUGGUGGGUUGGAUUAAGCUAAAUGCAGGGAUAACCACAGAGCUGCUUUUGACCCUGUUCAGCCUGGAAGGCGUUCUUCACUACGGAAUUGCAGGGAAUGCAAAUCCAAACCUGCAGAUUGGUGACGUCACGAUUCCGGAGUACUGGGCUCAUUCUGGGCUCUGGAAUUGGCAGAGGUUCGGGUCGGGGCCCAACAACCCGCUCGCCCUGGAGUCCAACGGCGACUUCACCAGGGAAAUCGGUUACCUGAGAUUUGCGAACUACAGCAUUACUCCGUCGUCGGACAACCUUUUGAACAACGUUUGGUAUCAACCGGAGGAGAUAUUCACGGUGGACGGAUCCCCUGAAGUCAGGGAGCACAUCUUUAAGGUCCCCGUCGAUUCGCGUUACCUGGAAGUUGCCAAAAUGGUCGAGAAACAGGGCGUGACCUUGGAGAGGUGCGUGAACUCAUCUUUAUGCCUGCCGAGACCUCCGGCGGCCGCGACGGUGGCGGUGGGAGUGAGCGCGGGCGUCUUCGUCGACAACAGGGCAUAUCGGGAGUUCUUGAGUGCCAAGUUCAACGCCACCGCCAUAGAUAUGGAGAGCGCUGCGGUGGCGCUGGUUUGUCAUCAGCAGAGGACGCCAUUCAUUGCGAUCAGGGCUCUGUCCGACUUGGCCGGCGGUGGGUCGGCCGUUUCUAACGAGGCGGAUGCUUUCGCUCCCUUGGCCGCUGAGAAUGCCGUGCGAGUCCUGCUUAGCUUCAUCGCCGCGUUAUCAUCUUUAAUUACGCGCCAAAAACUAGAAACUGGUGCGGCGGCAAAGCAAUGCCGCAAUGGGGCCGGCUAUGGCGCUAAGCUGUAA